AUAAUGUAAAAUAGUAGAAUAUGUAUAAUAUAUAGUAGAAAAGAGUUGAGAUGAGUACUUUAAAGGCCGCGAGAGCGGAUAAUUUUUACUUUCCGCCAGAUCAGGAAGAUGUUGGCAAAAAGUUUAAAAAACGACGGUUUAGCAAUAGAAGAGAUGGAUAUGGUGAAAGAAGAGGCCCUAUUAUCCGGUUCGAGAUGCCUUUUAAGGUUAUUUGCCUGGAUUGUGGCGCAUAUAUCGCAAAAGGUGUCAGAUUUGACGCUGAGAAGAAGUGUGUUGGAAAGUACUAUACCACCGACAUUUACGCCUUUAAAAUGUCCUGCUUCAAAUGUUUCAGACCAAUUGUGAUACAAACUGACCCUGAACAUACGGAUUACAUUUGCAAAGAAGGUGUUAGGAAGAAGAUUGAGCUUAGAGAUGAGUCUCGAGAGGAUGUAAUUACUGUUGGUAAAGAUAAUGAAAUGAGAGAUAAUGCUCUAUACAUUUUAGAAAAGAGAGCUGAAGAAACACAAACCCAUAUAGCUAAACCGGUGACUGAGGAGGUUCAAAAUGAUGUCCGUAAUGAUACAAAUGAGUUAAUUGAUGAUAGGAAACAAAUAGAGUAUUUGGAAGACUUGAGUGAAUCCCGAAGUAAAGAUUCGUAUUUAGCAAAUUGUGCUCUUAGAAGACGGUUUCGAACCCAAAAAAAGUUAUUAGAAAAGGAAAAACACACUAAUUUCUCACUUCCACUUCUUAAGCCAACAGCUGAAGAUUUGGAAGAAACUAAGAAAAUAACCUUUAUAACAGAGUCCAAGAAGCUGAGAUCACACUUCAAGAGACUCGUGGGUAACGACGAUAUAUUUUCCAAAGGCUCUGUCAAAACCAGCUCUACAAUCUCAGUUCCAAACUCUCUAGAAUCUAAAAAGAAGAAGUUGCAAUUUAUCAAAUUCCUCGAUUCCAAAUCCAAACACAGAUGACACAAUUUCAAUUAUUUUAAUUUUUCAAACUAUUUUUAAUAAGAUUUUAAACCAUUAUUUUAAUUUUAACUUGUAUUUUUAAUUUUUUAAAUAUUUUUUUAAUUUUUAAAUUGUAAAAUAGCUGGAUUUGGUCCUAAUUAUUGAAGACCAGAUUAUACGCAAAAUAUGGCUUAAUUUUAGCUAAAAAAUUAAAAAUUGUAAAAUACUAUUAAUAAUUUAUCUUAAAACACUUAAUUUUACUAAUAUUAGUAGGGAAUGAUAAUAAAUUUUCUAUGAAGAACUGGAUAUUAUGA
This is a messenger RNA of Theileria parva strain Muguga, 1246 nucleotides long. RefSeq lists its product as uncharacterized. Gene Ontology annotation, cellular component: post-mRNA release spliceosomal complex; U2-type spliceosomal complex. The coding region runs from base 51 to 953 and encodes 300 amino acids. The record is from RefSeq and is a predicted model, not a curated record. The transcript has 2 exons. Gene Ontology annotation, biological process: mRNA splicing, via spliceosome. Lineage: Eukaryota; Apicomplexa; Aconoidasida; Piroplasmida; Theileriidae.